AUGCACUCUGAACUCUGCACUCCGUACUCCGCAUUUCUUUUAGGGGUAUUGAAGAGAGGGGAACAUGUCUCUAACUUGAAUGAUAAGAACAUAAAAUGUACGAACGAACAAACAAAAACUGUGUACCCAACACAGCUUGUCGUUACGAAAGAUCUCAGAUUCAUUUCAGAUCAGAUUCCAGAUUCCAAAAAGUGA
Sclerotinia sclerotiorum 1980 UF-70 is the source of this 195-nucleotide messenger RNA. RefSeq lists its product with no specific name. The transcript has a single exon. NCBI's taxonomy places the organism in Eukaryota, Fungi, Ascomycota, Leotiomycetes, Helotiales, Sclerotiniaceae. Bases 1 to 195 code for a protein of 64 amino acids. The record is from RefSeq and is a predicted model, not a curated record.